Messenger RNA from Nasonia vitripennis (jewel wasp), 1200 nucleotides. It is a transcript of the gene Or6, whose product is annotated as odorant receptor 6. Bases 1 to 1200 code for a protein of 399 amino acids. Gene Ontology annotation, cellular component: plasma membrane. The record is from RefSeq and is marked inferred. Lineage: Eukaryota; Metazoa; Arthropoda; Insecta; Hymenoptera; Pteromalidae. Gene Ontology annotation, molecular function: olfactory receptor activity; odorant binding. Gene Ontology annotation, biological process: detection of chemical stimulus involved in sensory perception of smell; sensory perception of smell. The transcript has 7 exons.
AUGGAAACACAAAGCACUAAACGCAUUGAAAAUGACAGGGGUUUUAAUUAUGCCGUGAAAUUGACGCGAUUGCUCAUGAUUUCGUGCGGAAUUUGGCCAGCAAAAUUUUCCACGAGCUUUCAGAAGUGUCUACGACCUAUUCUAAUAAUUAUCUGCUUCUUCAUUAUGUUUUUUCAAUUGAUUCCUUUCUGUCUCUUUAUGUUUCUGAUCAUAAAGGAUAUGAGGAUACGACUAAAGCUCCUAGGGCCGUUAGGUUUCAGCCUGACCAGCUUGUUCAAGUACGUAGUCGUGGUGAUUAAGAAUCGCGAGAUCGCCAAGUGCGUACAGAUAAUGGUUGACGAUUGGCAUCAACUUAAUAGUACCGAGGACAGAAAAGCGAUGCUGAUCAACGCUAAAACCGGCCGAGUUUUGACGAUGGUCUGCAUGUUUCUCAUGUAUGGCGGUGGGAUGCCCUACGUGACCAUCGUACCCCUGACCAAAGGUGUGACAAUGGUUGGAAACGUCAGUUACAGGCAUUUGGCCUAUCCAAGCUACUAUAUUUUCUUCAAUCCUCACGUCAGACCAAUUUACGACGUCAUUUUCGCAACGCAUUGCAUAUGUGGCUUCACGAGAUACACGAUAACGUGUGCGGUUUACAGCAUUGUAAUCAUCUGCGUCAUGCACAUAUGCAGCCGCAUUGCAAUCACUUCGUCGAUGCUUCAAAGACUGGCUGACGAUAGCGAUGGCAGAUUGUUGGGCACAGCCGUCAAACAUCACUUGGACAUUUUGAAGUUUGCUACGAAACUAGAAAAUAUUUUCAAAGAGAUAUUUUUAGCCGAAGUGCUUGGUAGUACAUAUCAAAUUUGCCUACUUGGAUAUUACUUCAUUACAGAAUACGAACAAAGAGCUGGCAUUGCAACUGCUACAUACUUAUUUUUGUUCAUGUCGUUUGUGUUCAAUAUUUUUAUUCUAUGCUAUAUCGGGCAGAUUUUGACGGAACAGUGUGAAAGCAUUGCAACGACAGCAUACACGUCAAAAUGGUACCAGCUUUCUGGAAGGGAAGCACGGAGUAUCAUCCUAAUAGUCCAUUGGAAUCGUCGUCGAGUCGUGCUCACUGCUGGAAAAAUGUUAACAUUAUCACUUGAAAGUUUUUCUAGUAUUGUAAAAGCUGCGGGAGGAUAUCUGAAUAUACUUCGAACGGCCGUCGCUAAUUCCAAUUAA